Mucor velutinosus is the source of this 1446-nucleotide messenger RNA. RefSeq lists its product as uncharacterized. Lineage: Eukaryota; Fungi; Mucoromycota; Mucoromycetes; Mucorales; Mucoraceae. Gene Ontology annotation, biological process: phospholipid biosynthetic process. The record is from RefSeq and is a predicted model, not a curated record. Gene Ontology annotation, molecular function: glycerol-3-phosphate O-acyltransferase activity; glycerone-phosphate O-acyltransferase activity. The transcript has 5 exons. The coding region runs from base 1 to 1446 and encodes 481 amino acids.
AUGCCUUUUGGAUUUGCAGCCAAAUUUUGUAAGGAAUGGGCUCGUAUUUCAAUUUGGUCCUUUUUCUCAGAUGUCAGGAUCGAAGGCUAUCAAGAAGCGACAACGGAAGAUCAACCUUAUAUUUUUGCUGCCACGCACCAUAAUAUGCUGCUGGAUCCAGCAGUGCUCUGCAACGCAUGCUCAAAAGAAUAUCUUCAUUACUGGGCCAAGAGCUCCAUUUUUGUGAAUAGAUACGCUGCACGAUUUCUGAAUAGCGUCGGAUGUGUUCCCGUUGACCGAGAGUCCAAAGAUCAUCUGGGCUUAUAUCAAUCCACGUUUGAUGUAAUGGAGUUGAAUGAAUCCAUUGUUGUAUUUCCAGAGGGAACGAGCCAUACUCUACCGGGCAUCAGUAAGCUAAAGGAUGGUGCCAGCUUUGUGGCAUUGGAAUACGCUAAAUCAGUAAAGGAUAAGCCAAGAUACAACAGAUAUGGGCAGCUAGUAAACCCUGCCGCUAUCGUGCCUGUGGGUAUCGUUUACAGUGAGAAAUCUAGAUAUCGCAGUGUGAUUAUCGUCAGAUUCGGUAAGCCAAUCCAAAUGGAUAAGUAUCUAGACGAUUUUAGCAAGACACCUAAAGCGACUGCAAAGCUGGUCACCAAAGCUUUGGAAGAGGCACUAUUGUCUCUCACGGUGAAUUCGCCAGAUUGGCCCAACAGAAAGAACGCUGUCAUGGCUAGGGAGAUGCUGUUUCCUGGCGAAUAUGGCAACAUGCCUGAUUUCGUUCAAGUAUCGCAAAGUCUGAUCGAUAUAUUCGUAAAGCAAAAAAAUUUGAGGCAUUUAGCAGAUAAUCUACAUGUUUAUCGCUGUGAAUUGAAGGAUCUCGAGCUGCGAGACACUGAUCUUGCUUGCUACGAUGCUAACAGAAAGCAAAGGCUCAUACCCACAACCAUCAUCAAAAACUUCAUCAAGAAAUCGUUUGCAUUAUUUAUGGAUCUGCCUGUAGCAUUGCCUAUCGUGCUGGCACAUCUACCCCUCUAUCUCAUCAGUCGACAUUAUUCCAAGCAUGAAGUGUAUGAAGAGGUCAAAGCACAAGGCAAGAUUUUGCAUGCGACAUGGAUGGUCCCAAUCGUGUACUUGCCUCUGCUCAUCUGGCAAUGGUAUUAUCUCUAUCGAUUUACAUUUUGCGGAUUCUUCUUUGCUGUGCUGACUGCCAUCAUUUUCUAUUGGCUGCAUGUUGUAUCCAUUGAUCGCAAAUAUGAGCAAUUCAAGCAAUGGAGAGGAUCAUUUCAGCUGUUUGAUGCGUUUGUAUUGAAGCGAGGUUUAGGCAAUCGCGAAAAACGACUUGUGGAGAUCAUGAAGCUGCGAGAUGCUAUACAGAAUGACCUCCAGCGGGUAUUUUUCAGUAGCAAUGACGAUGAUACUUUGGAUGUGAGAAUAGUAAAGCGAGCUAUCCAAUCUCGAGCAAAGUAA